This is a messenger RNA of Suncus etruscus (white-toothed pygmy shrew), 3013 nucleotides long. RefSeq names its product zinc finger protein 629 (gene ZNF629). The transcript has 3 exons. Bases 184 to 2757 code for a protein of 857 amino acids. Gene Ontology annotation, biological process: negative regulation of transcription by RNA polymerase II. Gene Ontology annotation, molecular function: DNA-binding transcription repressor activity, RNA polymerase II-specific. The record is from RefSeq and is a predicted model, not a curated record. NCBI's taxonomy places the organism in Eukaryota, Metazoa, Chordata, Mammalia, Eulipotyphla, Soricidae.
CUGGUCCCCGGGUCCUCAGCCUGGGAUCACCCCUGGAGAAGGACCCCGGAGACCUCGGCGUCCAGCCCGUGCCCCGAGGCAGGGCGGCGAAGGGGUUAAGUUCCCGGGGGCUGGAGUUCGCCUGAGGGUUUUUGCGGACCCCAGAGCCGGUCCUUGGGAGACGGGGCAGCCCUGAGCUCUGGGAUGGAGCCCGAGACCGUGCUAUGGGGCCCAGAUCUGCAGGAUCCGGAACAGAGCCCCAGCACUGCUCACAGAGGUGCUGAGAGUGGGAACGAAGAGGCGAGCCCCCAGCAGGAAAGUUCUGGGGAGGAGAUCAUCCUGGGAGAUCCAACUCCGAGUCCAGAAUUCAAGGACCCACAAGAAGUGCCCCUGGAGAGAUCCUCCCAGGACCCUUCGGCCCCCCAGGACUCCCUCACCACAGCGGGUCACCGCAGCCCUUUGAACUCCCCUACCCCUGACGUCGUCCCCUCGCCCUCUGACUGGACCAAGGCCUGUGAGGCCAGCUGGCAGUGGGGGACGCUGACCACCUGGAACAGCCCGGCCGUGGCGGCCAGCGAGCCCAGCCUGCGAGAGCUGGUGCAGGGCCGCCCCGCGGGCGCCGAGAAGCCCUACAUCUGCAACGAGUGCGGCAAGAGCUUCAGCCAGUGGUCCAAGCUGCUGCGGCACCAGCGCAUCCACACGGGCGAGCGGCCCAACACCUGCUCCGAGUGCGGCAAGAGCUUCACGCAGAGCUCGCACCUGGUGCAGCACCAGCGCACGCACACGGGCGAGAAGCCCUACAAGUGCCCGGACUGCGGCAAGUGCUUCAGCUGGAGCUCCAACCUGGUGCAGCACCAGCGCACGCACACGGGCGAGAAGCCCUACAAGUGCACCGAGUGCGAGAAGGCCUUCACGCAGAGCACCAACCUCAUCAAGCACCAGCGCUCGCACACCGGCGAGAAGCCCUACAAGUGCGGCGAGUGCCGGCGCGCCUUCUACCGCAGCUCCGACCUCAUCCAGCACCAGGCCACGCACACGGGCGAGAAGCCCUACAAGUGCCCCGAGUGCGGCAAGCGCUUCGGCCAGAACCACAACCUCCUCAAGCACCAGAAGAUCCACGCGGGCGAGAAGCCGUACCGCUGCACCGAGUGCGGCAAGAGCUUCAUCCAGAGCUCGGAGCUGACGCAGCACCAGCGCACGCACACGGGCGAGAAGCCCUACGAGUGCCUGGAGUGCGGCAAGAGCUUCGGCCACAGCUCCACGCUCAUCAAGCACCAGCGCACGCACCUGCGCGAGGACCCCUUCAAGUGCCCCGUGUGCGGCAAGACCUUCACGCUGAGCGCCACGCUGCUGCGGCACCAGCGCACGCACACGGGCGAGCGGCCCUACAAGUGCCCCGAGUGCGGCAAGAGCUUCAGCGUCAGCUCCAACCUCAUCAACCACCAGCGCAUCCACCGUGGCGAGCGGCCCUACAUCUGCGCCGACUGCGGCAAGAGCUUCAUCAUGAGCUCCACGCUCAUCCGCCACCAGCGCAUCCACACGGGCGAGAAGCCCUACAAGUGCUCCGACUGCGGCAAGAGCUUCAUCCGCAGCUCGCACCUCAUCCAGCACCGCCGCACGCACACGGGCGAGAAGCCCUACAAGUGCCCCGAGUGCGGCAAGAGCUUCAGCCAGAGCUCCAACCUCAUCACGCACGUGCGCACGCACAUGGACGAGAACCUGUUCGUGUGCUCCGACUGCGGCAAGGCCUUCCUGGAGGCGCAUGAGCUGGAGCAGCACCGCGUGGUGCACGAGCGGGGCAAGGCCCCGGCGCGCCGGGCGCAGGCCGAGACCCUGCUGGGGCUCGGGGACCCCGCCCUGCUCGCCCCGCCGCCCGGCGCCAAGCCGCACAAGUGCCUGGUGUGCGGCAAGGGUUUCAACGACGAGGGCAUCUUCCUGCAGCACCAGCGGGUCCACGUAGGGGAAAACCCCUACAAGAAGGCCGACGGCCUCGGCGCCCACCAGGCCCCCAAAACACCUCAGUUACGCUCUCCCCGGCUUCCCUUCGGGGGGAACUCCUAUCCCGGGGCUUCAGAGGGGAGGGCCGAUGCCCCAGGACAGCCGCCGAAAACGCCUGAGGGGCAGGAGAGCUUUAGCCCUCGGCCGGGUCUGCUCUCCUCCUCCAAGUCCUACCUUUGCUCGAACUGCGGAGAGAGCUUUCAGGAUCGGGCUGUGUUCCUCCAGCACCAGCUCUCCCACAGCAACUUUUCCGACUAUAGGACUGGCCUCGGGGAAGGGGCAGGCCCCAGUCCCUUCCUAAGUGGGAAACCCUUUAAAUGCCCCGAAUGCAAAAAGAGCUUCGCGCUCAGCUCCGAGCUCUUGCUGCAUCAGAAAGUGCACGCAGGGGGGAAGGCGCAGAAAAACGCAGAAGGGGGAAAGCGCUCUUCUGUCCUCCUGGAGCACCUCAGGAGCCCGUUGGGUGCCAGGCCCUACAGUUGCGCCGACUGCGGGGCUUCCUUCCCUGAUCGCCUGGCCCUCAAGCGACACCAGGAGACCCACAGGCCGGAAAAGUCCCCCAGCCCCGAGGACCCCACUCCAGAGCCAGCCCCCAGGUCCAGCAGCCCAGAGGACGAGGGCAAGGCCCCUACCUCCACAGGGAGCAGAAGCCAUGGGAAAGGGGAAAAUCCCAAAACCUUGUUGGAAGAAAAGCCCUACCUGUGUCCUGAGUGUGGUGAUAGUUUCUCAGAGGUUGCAGCCCUCCUGCUCCAUAGGAGCUGCCACCCCGGGGUGCCCCUCUGAGAUGGAGCUAGACACCAGGGACCUUUCUUUGGUGAGAACAACACUGGAUCACCUCAGAAAUCAUAUGGAGGAAGGAGAAAAAUCCAAGCAGCUUGUAGGGAAAUGGAGGAUAAAGAACCCUGGGUGGAAAUAGUUUUUUUUUUUUUUUUUACAACAGUGACGAAAACCCAUAUGAAAUUGUUGGUGGGAACCACUUAUAAGGCAGUAGAGAAUAACUCUCGGGUUAGAAACCUCUAUGUAGGAAAAAAAAAAAGUC